This is a messenger RNA of Staurois parvus, 555 nucleotides long. The record is from the annotation of a GenBank genome assembly. Lineage: Eukaryota; Metazoa; Chordata; Amphibia; Anura; Ranidae.
AUGCUGGACUGGGCCUCUGGGGAUCUCUACCAAGACAAGUUUGAAUUUGUGUUUUAUCUGAGCUGUAGAGACAUCAACACCAUCCCUGGAGACAUAAGCCUUGUGGGACUUUUAUUCAGAGCCUGCAGAUUGCAGAGUUCAGAUGACCUUCUGUCUAUUCUGAAGGAUCCUGGAAGUCAGAGAAAACUUCUCACUAUAGUUGAUGGGUUUGAUGAACUGAGGUGGACUCUGGAGGAGAAAUCUGAGGGUGGUCUUGACAUUUCUAUGGAAACCCACAGAGAAAUAAUUCUCCAAAGAUUGCUCAGGAAACAGGUUCUCCCACAAUCUUCUCUGAUCAUCACCACAAGGUCAAUGGCCAUGGAGAAACUUAACACAUUCAUCGAUGAUUCUCGCAUUGUGGAAAUCCAGGGAUUUGCAAGAGACGAUCGAGAUGAAUACGUCCAUAAAUACUUUGGAAAUAAAGACGAUGCAGACAAGGUUCUCAGUAUAAUAAAAGACAACAAAUUUCUGUACAGAAUGUGUGCCGUCCCCAUCACAUGCUGGAUUGUCUGCACU